Messenger RNA from Uranotaenia lowii, 2236 nucleotides. RefSeq lists its product as uncharacterized. Bases 8 to 856 code for a protein of 282 amino acids. Gene Ontology annotation, cellular component: extracellular region. The record is from RefSeq and is a predicted model, not a curated record. The transcript has 2 exons. Lineage: Eukaryota; Metazoa; Arthropoda; Insecta; Diptera; Culicidae. Gene Ontology annotation, molecular function: chitin binding.
CGCAACCAUGAAGACUAAAAUUUUUACUCUAACUAUUUCGCUAAGUUUUUUAUCCACCAUAACAAGUGGCAUUGAUUCCGGCUGUACAGAACUAUCCAGAACGCCUGUGUAUUUGCAACAUCCUACGGAUUGUGACAAAUUUUUGGCAUGUUUUGGAGGGCAAACGUUCGUUCAAAUCUGCUCCGCUGGUUUGUUUUGGAAUGACCAAAUAAAGUAUUGCGAAUGGCCAGCUAGCCCAAUUUGUAUGCUAGUCAAAACGCCUAGCACACCGGCUGAAGGGCCAAGUUCAAGUACCACACCAUCAACGACAACAAAUGGUGUCUCAACUUCAAGUGAAUCGGUAACAGAGAAAACACCACUACCACCUCUAAUCAACUCUACAACGGAAGCAUCUACAUCAGCUGAACCAACAACGGCGAUUUCGGAGGAGCCUUCAACAAAGCCAGUUACUGAAUCCGUAUCAACCAAUCCCAAUGAAAUAACAACAAAUUCAUCUGAGACAACCGUUUUCGUGGAACCAACAACAGAAUCCGUAUCCUUAAAUAAAGAUGAACCGACUACAGUUCAGGCAUCAACAUCAGUUGAACCUUCUAGAACAGUUGAGCCGACGACUACAAAUGAACCAUCCUCAUCUGCGAAACCAACAAAUAACAUUGAGGAAGCAAAUCAAAUCCAAACGACAACUGAAGCAGAAUCAACAACGGAGAAGGCUUCGACAACCAAUAAACCAACAACGGAGGUUGAAACUUCAAUAGAAGAACUAACUACUACUCAAGAGUCAUCAACUACAACUAUCCCAACAACAACGACAACAUCAACAACAACAACAACAUCGAUUGUCAGGAGCACUGUUUGAAUUAAAAGGCAUCAAAAAUGGAAAUAGUACUUACGAGAGAGCAUAGCUUUUUCCACCCCAAAUUGACCAGUAAGAACUUGUAGUUGAAUACUAACACUAAAUUGUCCAUAUUUCACAAAAAUACAUAAUUUUUAUAACCAGUAUUGGCAAUUAUAGAACACGAUUUCAUGUUCUGUAGGCAGCAACGAUUAUCCAUCGAUGGAUCACAGCAGCAUCCCACCAUCGGUAGACAGGAACAUCCCACCCACGCAUCAACACAGCAACGGUUCACGUACUUAGCUUUUAGGAAGGAAGGAAUCACGGAUAGCUUAGGGAUCGGAAUCAUGGGAUAUAUGGGAAGGAAAAAGAGAAUAGCAAUAAAGGAAAGGUUUUUUUUUUGUUUGGUUCAGACUUUUAGGAGCGGACGGAUUCACGGGGAAUUAAGGAUCGGAGUCAAAGGAUAAUUUUGGAAGGAAUAUGAUAUUAACAGGGAAAGGUUCAGCCGGCAACUUGAUCGAUCGAAGUGAUCAACUUCGGUUUGUUUACAUCAGAGGUUUUCACGAACACCAAUCCGUCCUUUGUGAACGUCGAGAGAAUCAAUCCAGACCGCUUGAGUUUGAGUAACUCUCCCUUUAGUUUCCGCGUAGAUUCCGACAGGUUCUCGUUGAUGAAGAUUCUCCGAUUUAUGUUGAUGCCAAUAUGGACUUGAAUGCGAUUUCAACCAGUAUAGGUGGCGAACUAGAUGUUUGGAUUGGUAAGCGAGACAAUCGUUUAGAACACACCAAGGGAAGUUCACUAUCGGCAAACCCGAGGGCAAGUGAGAUUUUGCUGAUGAGUUCACCGAGUUCCUCGUUUGGUUGGUAUGGUAUACCGGUGAUGAUGAGAUCAUUGGCUUUGGUGAGGUGGAGCAUUUUCUCUUGUGUCAACUUUAGCUCUUCUUUGACGGAGCCAAUAGAGUUCGAGCACUCUUGUUUGUAUUUGUUCAACUCAUCUCUCAGCGUAGCUAUUUCGGACUGUAUUUCAGCUUUCGUCUCGGAGAUUUUAGUGAGCACUUGUUUGAUGGCGGCAUCGAUCAUAAUCUGGAUACGGUCCAAUAAAACGUUGGUAUCGAUGCAGUCGUCCGAGGUGUCGAGAUCUUCCUUCGUUCGUUUUGGCCUAUCUUUGCCCAUGGUUCCAAUGUAGUUGUAGGUUUCUCGAGGCUCGAUGACACGACAAAGAUGGCUCCUAACAAUUUGUCCAACUUGUGAAAAACAGACGAUGUUCAAAUUGAAGUUUCGGCACGAAAGAGCGAUCAUACGAAUGGUAUUCCGAUGAUUUUUAGAAUAACGCACGUUCAUAAAUCAAUUCACAUUAAACUGGAAGAUUUUUCGAUAGAUUUACACGGGUAAACGCACGGAUAAA